UGGAGGUUGUACCGUAGCAGGUCAGCAGUGAAGCAUUCCUGGUGGAGACGAGGAAUUUCUUUCACACCCAGGACUUUGGAGAGGUCAGAGAGAGCACUCCACGCACUGAAGCGUUAACAUCAAUGGUCUCCUGCUGCUCUGUGAGGAUGUCGUUUUUUGCCAUGGGCUUUCUGCUAGUCAUCCUCCAGCCUUCCACCGGGCAGUUCCCCAGAGCCUGUGCAAACACACAGAGCUUGCUGAGGAAGGAGUGUUGUCCCCCCUGGGAUGGAGACGGAUCCCCUUGUGGAGAACUUUCCAGCAGAGGGUCCUGCCAGAAUAUCCUUCUCUCUCUGGCUCCACUGGGACCACAGUUCCCUUUCUCAGGAGUGGAUGACAGAGAGGAUUGGCCCUCUGUAUUUUACAACCGGACGUGUAAAUGCCAAGGCAACUUCAUGGGAUUCAACUGUGGGGAGUGCAAGUUUGGUUUUUCAGGACAAAACUGCACUGAAAUACGACUGAGGACGAGAAGAAACAUCUUCCAUCUCACCACCCAUGAUAAGGACAAGUUUCUUGCCUACCUUAACUUGGCAAAGAACACACCUAGCAAGGACUACGUUAUUGCUACUGGCACUUAUGCUCAAAUGAACAAUGGCUCAAACCCCAUGUUCAGAAACGUCAAUGUCUAUGAUCUCUUUGUGUGGAUGCAUUAUUAUGCCUCUCGAGACACACUCUUAGGUGGGUUCAAUGUGUGGCGGGACAUUGAUUUUGCACAUGAAGCCCCUGGCUUUCUGCCUUGGCAUCGAGUCUUUCUGCUGUUGUGGGAACGUGAGAUCCAGAAGAUAACAGGUGAUGAGAACUUCACUAUCCCCUACUGGGACUGGCGAGAUGCAGAAAACUGUGUCAUCUGCACUGAUGAAUACAUGGGUGGCAGACAUCCCACCAACCCUAAUUUACUCAGCCCAGCAUCAUUUUUCUCCUCAUGGCAGGUAAUUUGUACUCGGUCUGAAGAGUACAACAGUCAACAGGCUUUAUGCAAUGCCACAGGCGAGGGACCUAUACUGCGAAAUCCUGGGAACAAUGAUAAAUCAAGAACCCCAAGGCUCCCAUCCUCAGCUGAAGUUGAAUUUUGCUUAUCACUGACUCAGUAUGAAUCUGGACCCAUGGAUAAAAUGGCCAAUUACAGUUUCCGAAACACUUUGGAAGGCUUUGCUGAUCCACGGACUGCAAUAUCAAACAUAUCUCAAAGUGGUUUGCAUAAUGCACUUCAUAUCUACAUGAAUGGCUCCAUGUCCCAAGUACAAGGCUCUGCAAAUGAUCCUAUCUUUGUACUACACCAUGCAUUUGUUGACAGCAUUUUUGAGCAAUGGUUAAGAAGACAUAGGCCCAUGCUAGAAGUUUACCCGGCAGCCAAUGCACCCAUCGGGCACAAUAGAGAAAAUUACAUGGUGCCCUUUAUCCCACUUUACAGAAAUGGAGAAUUUUUUAAACCCUCAAGAGAGCUGGGAUAUGACUAUGAGUAUCUGCAAGAACCAGUGCUUGGUUCUUUCCAGGAGUUUUUAAUACCCUACCUUGAUCAAGCCCGACAAAUCUGGGCUUGGUUGGUUGGAGCAGCUGUGAUCGGAGGUGUCAUUACUGCUGUGCUCACAGGGCUCAUUCUGGCCUGCCGGAAGAAAAGAAGAGGAACUUCUUCUGAGAUACAACCCUUGCUCAUAGAAAGUGAAGAUUACAACAACAUGUGUUAUCAAUCCAAUUUCUAGAGGCUCAGAGAUUUCUAGUAACUCAGUGGUGUUACUAAGGUGCUAAUCAAGCAUGCCAUGUUUGAUUCAUGUUUACAAUUGCCUUGUUGAGGUGUGCUGCAUAAGCAGGAUGAGUAGUCUUGCUGCCCAAGCCUCUUGUAAUCUCCAGUGUUGUAGUAUCGUAUCAGAUCCACUGCUAUAAAAAUCUCCCAAAUCCAACAUGUCAUCCAAAGAACACCAUUUAUUUCCUAAGCUUGAUUAAAUAAUACUCCUAUGAAACCAGACCAGUUCAUGUGAUAGUGUGUCUGCUCUUUUUUUUUAACUCUUUUACAACUGUAGACUCCAGUCCUGUGGUGCCAUCUGUGUGUUUGGUGUAUGGAUUUAAUGAGAGGUGCCAGACUGCACCAUCAGUGCUACAUAGAUUCUAUGUUUGAAUGUAAUGGUAGAAAGAGCCCUUAGGCACAGUGAGCAAAAUAUGUGGUGCUUCUGAGCACAGUCCAUGACCCAUAGGCAUAUUUUUCUUCUAGGACAGAAAUAUUUUCCCUCUAGCUCCUGUAAUGUCCUGCUUGUUCUUGAUUGAAUGACAUCAGUAGCAGAAAUAGGGCUCUCAGAAACCACUUUACACUUGUCUCAUAUGCUGCAGUUGGUUGUCUUCUUUACCCUCUUGUCAUCAUCUAGGGAGACGAGGCAUUUUUAAGAGAUGAAACCUAGUCUCACCACAUCCACCUCUGUUCAGUUUGACUUACUGAUUUCUCAUAUUAUGUCUGACUUCUGGUUGCUCAGUAUGUGUAUAUUCCAUAGAGGUAACUCAUAAAAAGGUGUGGUGGGUUGACCUUGCCUGUAUAUUAGGUGCCCACCAAGGUGCUUAGGAGUAGGACAGGGGAGAGAAAAUAUCACAAAAGAAUUGUGGGUUGAGAUAAACACAGGGAUAUCCUUCAGCCAUCACUUGCACUGGUAAAAUAGGCUUGAACUUGGGAAAACUGAUUCAAUUUAUUGCUAAUCCAAAGUAAGAAUAGGAUGAUAAGCAUUAAAACCAACUCUUUAAACACCUUUCCCCAACUCUCCUUUCUUCCUGUGCUCAACUUUACUACCAAUUUCUCCCUCCUCCCCCUGAGCAGAGAAGAGGGCUGGGAAAUAGGAGCUUCAGUCAGUUCAUCACAUGUUUUCUCAGCCGCUCUAUCCUUCCCACACUCUUCUCCUUCUCCAUUAUGGGUCAUCUCCAUUGGAUGCAGUCCUUCAGUAACAGACUGCUCUAGCAUGGCUCCCUCAUGAGAUCACAAGUCCUUCCAGGAGCCUGCUACAGCACAGGCUGUCCACAGGUUCACAGCCUUCUUCAGGACACAUUCACCUCCUCCACUGUGGGGUUCUCCAAGGCCUGCAGGUGGAUAUCUGCUCCACUGUGAAGUUCCAUGGGCUGCAGGGAAACAGCCUGCCUCACCAUGAUCUUCGCCACGGGUUGCAGAGGAAUCUCUGCUCCUGCGCCUGGAGCACCUCCUCCCCCGUCCUUCUUCACUGACUUUGGUGUUUGCAGUGUUGUUUCUCUCACACAUUCUCAACUGUCUCUCCUGGUUGUCAUUGCACAGCACUUUCUUCCCCCUUCUUAAAUACGUUAUAGCAGAGGCACUACCACCGUUGCUGAUGGGCUCAGCCUUGGCCAGUGAUGGGUCCCUCUUAGAGCUGGCUGGCAUUGGUUCUAUCGUACAUAUGGAAGCUUCUAGAAGCUUCUCACAGAAGCCAUCCCUGCAGCUGCCUCACUACUAAAGCCUUGGUCCCCAAACCCAGUACAGAAGUUAUCUAAUCACAUGACAAAUCUUAAAUAAAAAGAACCACUCAGUUUUUUUUGGUUGGUGAUUGCAAUUGUCUUUCAAUAGUUCCAAAGCUCAUCUUCAGCGAAAAGCAGAAAUCCACAGCUUUCCUGAAAUGAUGUAUACUCUCAGCCUGGUUCAGAAGAUUCCCAUCACUUUUUGCUCAAGUAUCGUCCUUAGAACUACAGAAAUUACAGCUCUUUAAAGAGCAGAGGAUAAACGAAAUAGUCACAAACCAGCCAAAACGGAAGGUGGAAAUAAAAUUACCAGUGUAUUCUACUAGCUAUAAAAGGAAAUGUCAGUUUACACCCUCAAACUCAACAUUGUCCCAUCCCUAGGAACUAAGAGACUGAGUAGUGCCUGAUGAUCUGCUCUACCGCCCUGAUUAAAGAAGGCAUGGACUAAAUUGCCUUCAGCUCAGCAAAGAGCAGGUCUUUCGCUGAAAGAAGCUGUUCUGCCACAUGAAAUAAUCCAGUCUUAAAUCAAAAAAAAAGCUGUCCUUUUUCCUAUUGCUUCUGACUGAUAACCCGAGAUACUAGUAGGUGAAUGUUUCCCAGUAUCUUAGAGAGUACUAAAAGCAAACUGAGUGCA
Molecule: messenger RNA, 4111 nt
Organism: Cuculus canorus (common cuckoo)
Lineage: Eukaryota; Metazoa; Chordata; Aves; Cuculiformes; Cuculidae
Gene: TYR
Product: tyrosinase
Exons: 5
Coding region: 123-1736 (537 amino acids)
Biological process (GO): melanin biosynthetic process; pigmentation
Molecular function (GO): tyrosinase activity
Source: RefSeq, a predicted model, not a curated record